UCCUGGGCACUUCACAGGCGUUGCCAGGCAAGGCAAACUGCGCCGGUUCCGCGCCCUUGCCGCCAGCGAAUGGAAAGGGAGGUGAGGAGGGAGGAAGGUAUCGCGCAAACGCACAAGCAAGGACAAUCCUCCCCGAACUGGCAGCGGGGCGAGUGGCUGGGCGGACAGUUGUUGUUGUACAGCCCGCCCACUCCCUCCCUCCCAACAGGCCUCGCGUGGCGAAUUCCGAUGACGUUGGGGAACGUCUGUGCGGUUGUUUUUGUCAUCGGCUCCGAGUAAUCGCCUCGCGGCUUCCGAUUCAAAUCGACACGGCGGCCGUUACCCUCGCCACUGGAAAUAGGCGCGGCCUGGCUCGGAGGAGGAGCGGCGGCGGCGGAGGAGGAGAGUGGGCCACCCGCUUAUCUUAUGUCUGCAGCAAAGUUUCCCGUUUGCCUCUCUCUUCCCAAAGGCAGCUGUUUUAGGCCCGGGCUGCCGUGGCCUGCGAGGAGACGGCGGUAGUCGGGCAGAGGGGAGGGGAGCGGUGUGAGCCUGUGUCUUGAGCCCCUUGCCGAGAGAGAGCCGCUGGAUAUGGGGCACAGGACAACAGCCGCCCCUCGACAUGUCGUCGGCCGACAGCCUGAAGUCGCGGCUGAAAAAAGCUCGAGGCAAUGGUCCAGAGACCCGAAGUCUCCAAUUACGCAGAGAGUUUGUUGGAUGGACUCAAUGCUCUGGUUCAGGAUUUGGACUUCCCUGCUCUCAGGAAGAACAAAAACAUUGAAAACUUCCUAAAUAGAUAUGACAAAGUAAUGGGUAAGGUUCGAGAAAUGCAAAUGAAAGCAGAGGACUACGAGGUUGUAAAAGUGAUAGGACGUGGUGCAUUUGGUGAAGUUCAGCUGGUCCGACAUAAAGCGUCUCAAAAGGUAUAUGCAAUGAAGCUUUUAAGUAAAUUUGAAAUGAUCAAGAGAUCUGAUUCAGCAUUUUUCUGGGAGGAACGAGAUAUCAUGGCCUUUGCGAACAGUGCCUGGGUUGUUCAGUUAUUUUAUGCCUUUCAAGAUGACAGGUAUCUCUACAUGGUAAUGGAAUAUAUGCCUGGUGGUGACCUUGUAAAUCUCAUGAGCAAUUAUGAUGUGCCUGAAAAAUGGGCCAAGUUCUACACUGCUGAAGUAGUGCUUGCCUUGGAUGGCAUUCAUUCAAUGGGUUUUAUACACAGAGAUGUUAAGCCUGAUAAUAUGCUUUUAGACAAAUUGGGACAUUUAAAGUUGGCAGACUUCGGCACUUGCAUGAAAAUGGAUUCGACUGGAAUGGUUCGAUGUGAUACAGCAGUUGGAACGCCUGAUUACAUUUCUCCUGAAGUACUAAAAUCACAGGGUGGCGAUGGUUAUUAUGGACGGGAAUGUGAUUGGUGGUCUGUAGGAGUUUUCCUGUAUGAAAUGUUAGUUGGUGAUACACCAUUUUAUGCAGAUUCCCUUGUUGGUACAUACAGUAAAAUUAUGGAUCACAAAAAUUCGCUCAACUUUCCAGAUGAUGUUGAAAUCUCAAAGCACGCCAAAGACCUCAUCUGUGCCUUCUUGACAGACAGGGAAGUUCGGUUAGGGAGAAAUGGAGUUGAAGAAAUCAAGCGUCAUUCUUUCUUCAAAAAUGACCAGUGGACGUGGGACAAUAUUCGUGAGGCUGCAGCCCCUGUUGUGCCUGAAUUGAGCAGCGACAUAGACACAAGUAACUUUGAUGAUAUUGAAGAUGAUAAAGGAGAAGUAGAAACGUUUCCAACCCCAAAAGCCUUCGCUGGGAACCAGUUACCUUUUGUAGGAUUCACAUAUUUCAGAGAUAGCCAGUUGCUAAGUGACUUGCCUGCAUCCUAUAAAGAAAAUGAGCCCAAUUUACCCAAUAAAAUUGAGUCUGCAAAACUACAGAAAAAGAUGCACCAGCUUGAAGAACAAUUGAGCAAUGAAAUGCAAGCCAAAGAUGAAAUGGAGCAAAAAUUUAGAACCACAAGUAGUCGUCUGGAAAAGAUAUCCAAAGAUUUGGAAGAUGAGAUAACAUGCAGGAAAGAUGUGGAAUCAGCUUUAAGGCAAUUAGAACGAGAAAAAGCACUUCUUCAACACAAGAAUGCAGAAUAUCAUCGUAAAGCUGAAAUGGAAGCGGAUAAAAAACGUGGCUUAGAAAAUGAGGUUAAUAGUCUGAAGGAUCAACUUGAAGACCUGAAGAAAAGGAAUCAGAACUCCCAAAUUUCAAAUGAGAAAAUGGCUCAAUUACAGAGACAGUUGGAUGAAGCUAAUGCCUUGCUAAGGACGGAAUCUGAGACGGCGGUGAGACUACGAAAGAAUCAAACAGAAUUAUCGAAGCAAUUAGGACAACUCGAGACCAACAACAGGGAAUUGCAAGACAAAAAUGCUGCAUUGGAUAAUACCAAGCUCAAACUUGAAAAGGACUACAUAAGUUUACAGUCAGCACUAGAAGCUGAACGAAGAGAUCGCUCUCAUGGUUCGGAGAUUAUCAGUGACUUGCAAGGGCGGAUUUCUUCAAUCGGGGAUGAACUGAAAAACACUAAGAGCAUAUUGUCCAAAACUGAAAUGGAGAAAAGACAGCUGCAAGAUAAACUAACAGACUUGGAAAAGGAAAAAAAUAACAUGGAAAUAGACAUGACGUACAAGCAAAAAGUGUUACAGCAGCAUCUAGAGCAGGAAGAAGCUGAGCACAAAGCUACCAAGGCACGACUAGCAGAUAAAAAUAAGAUCUAUGAGUCUAUAGAAGAGGCAAAAUCGGAAGCCAUGAAGGAGAUGGAAAAAAAGCUACAGGAAGAGAGAAGUUCCAAACAAAAAGUUGAAAAUCGUCUUCUGGAAGCUGAAAAGCAGUGUUCAAUGUUAGACUGUGAUAUUAAACAAGCACAGCAAAAAAUAGAAGAAUUGUUAAGUCAAAAAGAAAAAUUAACCGAGGAGGUCAAAAAUUUGUCAUUGAAGAUAGAACAGGAGACUCAAAAACGUAGUUUAACUCAGAAUGACUUGAAGAUGCAGACACAACAAGUAAAUUCCUUGAAAAUGUCAGAGAAACAGCUGAAGCAGGAGAUAAAUCACUUGAUGGAGACUAAACUGAGUCUGGAAAAACAGAUAGGAGAGCUGCGAAAAGAGCGCCAGGAUGCUGAUGGUCAAAUGAAAGAACUUCAGGACCAGUUGGAGGCAGAACAGUAUUUUUCAACUUUGUACAAGACUCAAGUAAGGGAACUGAAGGAAGAAUGUGAAGAGAAAAGCAAACUUUGUAAGGAUUUGCAACAAAAAAUGCAGGAACUUCAGGAUGAGAGAGAUUCUUUGGCAGCACAGCUUGAGAUCACACUGACGAAAGCAGAUUCUGAGCAGCUUGCACGCUCAAUUGCAGAGGAACAAUAUUCUGAUUUGGAAAAAGAGAAAAUUAUGAAGGAGCUUGAAAUUAAGGAGAUGAUGGCGAGGCACAAGCAAGAAUUGGCGGAAAAGGAUGCUACUAUUGCAUCUCUGGAGGAGACCAAUAGAACACUAACAGCUGAUGUAGCAAAUCUUGCAAGUGAGAAGGAGGAACUCAACAACAAAGUGAAGGAGCUUCAGGACCAGGUUAACAAACUGAAAGAAGAAGAUGCAAAUCUAGUCAAUAUUAAAGUCCAGUAUGACAAACAAUUGCUGAAUGAGAGGACGCUCAAAACACAGGCUGUCAACAAAUUAGCUGAAAUUAUGAAUCGUAAGGAUAUGAAGAGGGACCAUGGGAGGCGUGGAAAUGACACUGAUGUUCGUAAAAAAGAAAAAGAAAAUCGAAAACUGCAAUUGGAGCUAAGGUCAGAGCGGGAAAAAUUAUCACAAAUGAUGAUCAAAUACCAGAGAGAGCUCAAUGAAAUGCAAGCGCAAAUCGCAGAUGAAAGCCAGGUGCGAAUUGAACUGCAGAUGGCACUAGACAGCAAAGACAGUGAUAUUGAACAGCUUCGUUCCCAGCUGCAGCUAAUACAUGCAGGCCUAGAUACUACUAGCAUUGGCAGUGGCCCUGGCGAUGCAGAAGCAGAUGAUGGAUUUCCUGAAUCCAGACUAGAAGGUUGGCUUUCCUUGCCCAUGAGAAAUAACACAAAAAAAUUUCUGUGGCGGAAACAGUAUGUAGUUGUGAGCAGUAAGAAGAUCCUAUUUUAUGACAGCGAGCAAGACAAAGAGUUGUCUAAUCCUUCUAUGGUGUUGGAUAUUGACAAACUUUUCCAUGUUCGGCAAGUUACACAGGGUGAUGUAUAUAGAGCAGAUGCCAAAGAGAUUCCCAGAAUAUUUCAGAUCCUGUAUGCUAAUGAGGGUGAAAGUAGAAAGGAACAAGAGUUCCCUGUGGAGCCUCCUGCCUUGGGAGAGAAGUCGAGCUACAUUCCUCACAAAGGACAUGAAUUUAUACCCACCCUCUACCAUUUCCCAACCAACUGUGAGGCUUGCCCAAAGCCACUGUGGCAAAUGUUUAAACCCCCACCAGCUCUGGAGUGUCGCCGUUGCCAUAUCAAAUGCCACAAAGAUCACAUAGAUAAAAAAGAGGACCUUAUAGCACCAUGUAAAGUAAAUUAUGAUGUUUCAUCUGCAAAAGACCUGCUGUUAUUAGCUAAUUCAACAGAGGAACAACAGAAAUGGGUGAGUCGACUGGUGAAAAAGAUUCCAAAGAAACCACCUGCACAUGAUCCUAACUUUCACAGAUCUUCACCUCGGUCCUCAAUGCGGGUUCCACCUAACCAGUCCAUGAGACGGCCAAGCCGACAACUUCCUGCAGCCAAGCCCAGCUAACCUGUCUUCUUGGAAAAUGCAUUUGUACGGUUCAAGAUAAUAGGUUUCAUUAUUAAACAAAAAAAGAGACUCUGUAAUCUACAGUACUUUCUGACAUUCAAACAAGGGUGCACAAAAUGCUGCAAUUUAUUUUAUAAGAGCUAAAAUGACUGCAUAUCAAAAGUAUCACAGUGGUUUACAGCACUUUGCAGCAAAGUAGAAUUUUAACCUGGGUACAGUAUUGGUCUGCUGCAGACCCAGUCAGCAAUAGAAGUUGAAUUAAAGAUGCCUCCAGGCUGCUUUUUAUGUCUGAACUACACAGAGCUCUCUUGGAUGUGAUAUUACUUGGCAACCAAGUGAAAUAAACACUAGAUUGGUUGGAACAUAGGAUGGGGUAAACCACUGUCCAAUAGGUAGAGUGUUGUAAAGAAUGAUGAAUUUGUGAGGUGGUGACAUCAGUUCAACUAACAUAAGAAACCAAAUAUACUAAAUGGUCAUGUGGAAGUAAUUGUGUUGGACCAGCCCAGGAGAGCUUUGGAAAUUUCAAAGUUAGUCAUACCUUUUCAGUUUUAUGCAGAAUAGUAAUUAGUCAGAAGAAACCUUCAGUUGUCUUGGCACACAAUACAUCAUAUGGUAUGUAUAAAGAAGAAGCUUUUGUUAUCACAGUUGCAUCUAUGCACUUGUAUAAAGCCAUAGAGUUUAACAGACUUGCUUAUGAGCAUUUUAUAGGAAGCUGCAUCUGAAAGGAAUGUGGGGAAACUGCAGCCCUUCGGAUUGAGGAAAUUUUGGAGAAUGUUAUCAGUCAUAAAUACACACUUUAUGAUGGGCAAUCCAUGAUUUUCAUUUCAUAAAUAACGCCUUAAUUUAACAUUUUCUAAAUGUUUGCCCAUCCUGUUAAAUUGAAGUUUACUGAUGACUGUUAUAAUGGAAAUUAAAUGAAAGUUUAUUGUUAAGAAAAAUAGUGCACUAUUUUUACACGUAACCAUUUGCAUUUGCAUUGGCCAAUUUUGAAUGUUUCUAUAAAAUUAUUGAAGAAAAUAUUUCAAGUAUGGAAUCUUUAAAAAAAACUAGUUAUUAUAAAACUGUUACUACCCAUUGCAAACUGAAAAUUAUACAAAGGAAUGAUAUGUUCUUGGCCCAUUUGAUAAUACUGUAAUAGAAAAUUUACGGAACUUGUAAUCCUUUAGAGUCACUAAGUGCUAUGAAACCUUAUUUGCCUUGGUUUGUGUAGCAGUCUAGAUGUUUUAUUUUCAUUAUUAUUUCUAAAAAAAAGAGCAUCUGUGUUAUUUUUACUACAUUCUCACAGUACAUAUAAAAAAUUUUCACAAACUCUAAAAUGAUUUAACUAAAGUCAUACUGUAGAUGUAUUUUAAAGUUUGAAUAGAGUUCUCUAAUACUGUAGCUGUAGUAUAGACUCUAGUACGGUUGCAGUAGUUUGUUAUGAGGACUCUGAAUAGCUGGGAAGCUGAGGCCUUGCAAAUGGGGCACUCACACAGAUAUUUUACAUGCCAUCUUACAAAAAUACAUAAUUUAUAUUGGCUUGGCCAUUGUAUUUAUAAAGGCUAUCAACUUGAAAUGCAUGUUUUAUACAACUACAGUAUGCUAAAGAUAAUGUAAAACAUAUUUGACAAUAAAACCAUUAUGUAGCCUUCCAAA
Pristis pectinata (smalltooth sawfish) is the source of this 6374-nucleotide messenger RNA. RefSeq names its product rho-associated, coiled-coil containing protein kinase 2a (gene rock2a). Gene Ontology annotation, molecular function: Rho-dependent protein serine/threonine kinase activity; small GTPase binding; ATP binding. Gene Ontology annotation, cellular component: cytoskeleton; cytoplasm. The record is from RefSeq and is a predicted model, not a curated record. Bases 648 to 4739 code for a protein of 1363 amino acids. Gene Ontology annotation, biological process: Rho protein signal transduction; mitotic cytokinesis; peptidyl-threonine phosphorylation. Lineage: Eukaryota; Metazoa; Chordata; Chondrichthyes; Rhinopristiformes; Pristidae. The transcript has 32 exons.